This is a messenger RNA of Nezara viridula (southern green stink bug), 1750 nucleotides long. The record is from the annotation of a GenBank genome assembly. Lineage: Eukaryota; Metazoa; Arthropoda; Insecta; Hemiptera; Pentatomidae.
GCUCUGAAAGCGGCUCUAUACUAAUAACGAUAGCUUAAAGUUGUUGGUAAAUGUUAAUUCGUUUUGUCAGUAGAUUGUGACUGAUGUUUUGAUGUUAAUUAUAAGAAGUGACUAGAUUUUUUAGAUAAGAUAAAGAUGGCAAUGUUUGGCUUAUUGGCUUCCGGGAGGUUGGUUCAAACCAAUUUCGAGAUGGUUGGUGAGAAACAGUUCCUCAUAACUAUUCCUGAUGCACAUGAUCUUAAUCAUGUUGUUGUGUUUCUUACUGGUGCAGUUGCGUUUCCUGAUGGAUAUGCCGGUUUAGUUUACUUUUCUUGGCCAGAUCCUGCUGCUCCUCCUAAUUGGCAGCUUUUAGGCAUAAUUUCUAAUGAAAAACCAUCAUCGAUAUAUAAAAUUUCAUCCCUUAAGAAAAAUCAAGAACAGCGAACACUUGAACAAUCUGGUUUUCUUCAAUUUGGACAGACAAAAAUAUCCCAUGUGGCUCAGAUUGGGAUCUCAAUAGAGACUAUUGAUGUUGUACAACAUCAACAUCAACUAUUAGAAGCUGAAAAUGCAAAGAACCAAACUCAGUUUGUGGAAUUUGCACAAAAAAUGAUACAGAGUUUUCUUAACUAUAGCCUAAGUUUUACCAUUUCCCCGACUCCAAAUGAAUCUUACAUUCCUGUAAAAGCUGUUGAAGAUUGGUAUAAGAACUUUGAAAGAAAAUUAUCACUUAAUCCAUACUUUUGGAAACAAUUAUGAUAUUCUCUUCAAGGCUUCUUCAAUGCCAUUUGCAUUGGUAUUUUUUUAUAUUUUGUUUUUCAAUAGACUGAGUGAAUUUUGAAAGAGUACACUGCUUGUUAAAAUUUUAUGGAGGCAUGUAAAUAAUAAGUUACUAAAUGUAUUAAAACUGUUUAGUUUCUUAACUGUAUAUAGUAUUUUAUUCAGGUAAGAAAACGUGUCAGGAUGUUAAUUAUCAAGCUGUGUUUUGUAAUUUGUUAGACUUUUUCAAAGUACUAUGUGCAUAUAGCAUUGAUUAUAUUUAUUAUUUAAUAACUACUGUAUUUUUAUCAUUCUUGCCAAAUGCAUUUAUAACAAUGUAGAUUACUUAUUUUCCAGAUUAUUUUGUUUAUGUUAUGUCUAAUAAAAUAAAAAAAAUUCUGUUACGUUAUUCUUCAUUCUGGAUGGUAAUAUUUGUUUUAAAGGUACAUUUUAUUUGAUGUGAACAUCAAAAUUAUCAUUCAACAAUAAUUGUAAAGUACUAUUUCUUUAAAUUUUAUAGAAGCUGUUUUUUUCUCAAAGCCUACCGAUAGAGUACUCGGAGGAAGCUCGUCCAGCUCCCAUGAAAUCCAGAUGAACAGAGAUUUAUAAUUAUCUUUGAAUGAUUAUGGAGAAGGUUGCAUUGAGCAAAAUGUACUUAGAGAUUUUUAUUGAAAAUCAAAAUUAAUAUAAUGCCAAUGCUGCCUACUGUAACUUAUAAUUUCUUUUUCAAAGUUAUAUUUUUGCUUUUUAUUUUAAUUUGGAUAUUAUGUUAGUGACAUGUUCAUUGUUAUGUUGCCCAAAACUAUUAAAAGAAGACUCUGAAGCAUAUUUGUUUUUGAUUUUUUAAGAUAGCGAUUAUUGAGCUUAAUGAAAACUGUCAGGUACUUACUUCUGUCUUAUCUUUUAUUUGAUGUAUUUUGUAGCUUGGGUGAUAAAUUUCAGUAUUUUAUUAAAUGUUAUUUUCCACUUCAAAAAUUAAAUGUAAAAUUUAUAAAUUCUUCCAACCAAGUAU